Molecule: messenger RNA, 207 nt
Organism: Botrytis deweyae
Lineage: Eukaryota; Fungi; Ascomycota; Leotiomycetes; Helotiales; Sclerotiniaceae
Exons: 3
Coding region: 1-207 (68 amino acids)
Source: RefSeq, a predicted model, not a curated record
AUGCCUUUCGAAGCUCAACAACCCCAAGCUCAACAAAUGGAGAUGUCCACUACCAAUGGUCCCAUCACCGAACAACCUCGUCAAAAUGAGGGAAUGAGCGCCGAUGUAUCUAUGCGUGGUGGUGGUGGAUGCUGCGAAGCAUGUCUCGCCUGCUGUCUUCUCGAGGAAGUCUGCGCGUGUUUGAUUUGCGAGGAGUGCUGUUGUUAA